AUGGCCCCCUCCCACCACCAGAUCGCGAUCAGCCCGAGCCCAGAGCCAUACUCGGACUCGGACCAGGCGAGCAGCAGCAGGACGGCGCGCAACGGACGCAACGAGACCCAGCUCAGCCAGGAUGACCUGCUCACCGGAUCACAGCAGCCCCUCUUCAUCCCAGUCGACCAGGACGCUCGCUCGCUCAACUCCACCCACGGCUUCAUCGACCACCGCCCCCUCCUGCCCCGCUCCUUCCACGAAGCCACGCCCCCCAGACCGAUCAGCGACCCCAGCCAUGCCCGCCGAGCCAGAGAGGCCGACAGCCCGCCCUUCUCGACGGGAUCGAUCAUCAGCCACCACUCCGCCUCCCCCCGGCCCUCGCCGGCGGAGGAAGACGUCUGCUUCCCCAGCCUGCCCGACGACCGGCCCCUGCUCGCCCCGCGCCACCCCUCCAUGGCCUCCCACCAGCCCCCCGAGGCCGGCCAGGGCGCCUCCUCCGCCGGCUUGCUCCCCCACUUCCCCUUCCCGUUCAACUUCCAGGCCCUCGAGGAGUUCGCCCAGGCCGAGCGAGAGACCCUGCACCAGCCCGGCUUCCGCGACACCCCGCUCGCCCGGCCCGCCAGAGCCGACCCCGACCCCUUCCUGCCCUCGCCCGACGACGAGCUCGACGAGCCGACAACCCCCGCGGCCAGGGACGGCCUGAUACUCAGCGAAAGCCUGCGGCCCAUCAGCGCCUCCAAGCGCAAGCUGGCCCUCUUCGAGGGCGCCGUCGGCGGGCUCGGCGCCCUCAGCCUCGGCUCCCAGACCGACGGCUCCGCGAUCACCGGCCUCUCCAACAACAAGGACCCCCGCAAGCCCCGGCCCUUCCGCUUCUCCUUCUACUCCAACGCCCUCCCCUCCACCAUCCAUGCCCGCAGUCUGGCCGAGAUCCCCGGCGAGGGCCAGAGCUUCGAGGACCUCUUCGUCGGCCACCCCGCCCCCUCCGACACCCCCAUCCCCCAUCACCAGCAACAGCAGCCCUUCCUCGACAUCGACCCCCGUCCCCUCCCCCGCCCCGCCCCCUUCUCCGCCCCCGACGACCCCCUCAUCCCCCCCACUGCACCCGCCCACCACGAGACCAAGGCCGCGGGCAAGCAGAGACCCGCCGGCGUCGUCCGGACCGACGAGGACGCCGAGGCGUCCACCUGGUGGCUCGACGUCCUCUCGCCCACCGACGCCGAGAUGAAGCUGCUCUCCAAGGUCUUCGGCAUCCAUCCGCUCACCACUGAGGACAUCCAGAUGGAGGAGGCCCGCGAAAAGAUCGAGCUCUUCCGCAACUACUAUCUCGUCUGCUUCCGCUCGUUCGACCAGGACCCCUACUCGCCCACCUACCUCGAGCCGCUCAACAUCUACAUCAUCGUCUUCCGCGAGGGCACGCUCUCCUUCCAUUUCCGGGCGACGCCGCAUGCGCAGAACGUGCGUCGGCGGAUCAAGCAGCUCAAAGACUACAUCAACGUCACCUCCGACUGGAUCUCGUAUGCGCUGAUCGACGACAUCACGGAUGCGUUUGGCCCGCUGAUCCAGGGGAUCGAGUACGAGGUGGACUCGAUCGACGAGCUCGUGCUCAUCCUCAAAGACGUCGAGCAGUCCGACAUGCUCCGGCGGAUCGGCACCUGCCGCAAGAAGGUCAUGGGCCUCCUCCGCCUCAUGGGCAACAAGGCCGACGUCGUCAAGGGCCUCGCCAAGCGCUGCAACGAGAACUGGAGCGUCGCGCCCAAGUCCGACAUCGGCCUCUAUCUCUCCGACAUCCAGGACCAUCUCGUGACGAUGACCCAGAACUUGAACCACUACGAGAAGAUCCUCUCGCGCUCCCACUCCAACUACCUGGCCCAGAUCUCCAUCGAGAUGACCGAUGCGAACAACCAGAUCAACGACGUCCUGAGCAAGCUCACCGCCCUCGGCUCCAUCCUCGUCCCCAUGAACCUCGUCACCGGGCUGUGGGGCAUGAACGUCCAUGUCCCCGGCCAGGACGUCGCCGAGGGGUACGCCUGGUUCAUCGCUAUCGUCUGCGCUCUCGUGUCCUUCGGCGUCGUCGGCGCUUGGCUCACUCUCCGAUACUUCAAGUUCUCAAACCAUUGA
Puccinia triticina is the source of this 2100-nucleotide messenger RNA. RefSeq lists its product as uncharacterized. Gene Ontology annotation, biological process: magnesium ion transmembrane transport; intracellular magnesium ion homeostasis. Gene Ontology annotation, cellular component: plasma membrane. Bases 1 to 2100 code for a protein of 699 amino acids. Gene Ontology annotation, molecular function: magnesium ion transmembrane transporter activity. Lineage: Eukaryota; Fungi; Basidiomycota; Pucciniomycetes; Pucciniales; Pucciniaceae. The transcript has 10 exons. The record is from RefSeq and is a predicted model, not a curated record.